AUGUCCGUAAAGGCGAUGCACUUCGAAAUCGUGAGUGAUUUAUCAACGGAUGGAUUUCUUGCAGCGUUGCGACGAUUCGCAGCUAGACGCGAAUUACCGCAACAUGUAUAUUCUGACAACGGAACGAAUUUCAUUGGCGCGGAUAAUCAAUUAAAGGAGUUAUACGCUUUGAUCAAUUCCAACGAACAUAAAGAUCGUGUAAAUAAAUUCGCGAGCGAUCAUCGAAUAAUAUGGCACUUUAUACCACCGGCGGCGCCGCAUUUCGGAGGAUUAUGGGAAUCUUGCGUUAAGCUCUUUAAACAUUAUUUUAAGCGCAUAGUAGGCAAUUUGUUAUUUACUCUCGAAGAGUUAUAUACCCUUGUCACUGAGAUAGAAGGUAUUCUAAACUCUCGGCCAAUCACUACUAUUUCCUCUGAUCCGAACGACCUACUAGUGUUAUCGCCAGCUCAUUAUUUGAUCGGUAAACCUCUAACAACUCUCCCGGAGAGCGAUCUGUCGUUUGUUCCAGCUAAUAGGCUUUCGACGUGGCAGCACAUAAGCAAGGUUCGGCAGAAUUUCUGGGCGCGCUGGAGUCUUGAAUAUCUGAACGAGCUUCAAGUGCGCAGCAAAUGGAUCAAGGAAGGACCGAAAAUCGAUAUCGCAACCAUUGUCUUAAUCAAAGACAAAAAUACGCCAUGUACCCGAUGA
This is a messenger RNA of Solenopsis invicta (red fire ant), 687 nucleotides long. RefSeq lists its product as uncharacterized. The transcript has a single exon. NCBI's taxonomy places the organism in Eukaryota, Metazoa, Arthropoda, Insecta, Hymenoptera, Formicidae. The coding region runs from base 1 to 687 and encodes 228 amino acids. Gene Ontology annotation, molecular function: nucleic acid binding. The record is from RefSeq and is a predicted model, not a curated record. Gene Ontology annotation, biological process: DNA integration.